This is a messenger RNA of Vespa crabro (European hornet), 1566 nucleotides long. It is a transcript of the gene bond, whose product is annotated as elongation of very long chain fatty acids protein. Gene Ontology annotation, cellular component: endoplasmic reticulum membrane. The record is from RefSeq and is a predicted model, not a curated record. Gene Ontology annotation, molecular function: fatty acid elongase activity. Gene Ontology annotation, biological process: fatty acid elongation, polyunsaturated fatty acid; very long-chain fatty acid biosynthetic process; fatty acid elongation, saturated fatty acid. Bases 261 to 1064 code for a protein of 267 amino acids. NCBI's taxonomy places the organism in Eukaryota, Metazoa, Arthropoda, Insecta, Hymenoptera, Vespidae. The transcript is spliced from 6 exons.
CACUUGCCAACGAUACCUUCAGUUUUUGAUAUAGCCUCGGACUCAUCUCAUCAUUCUUCUCUCUUUCUGUUUCGCGCACGCGCACCACUUAAACCGUACGAAGAUCCGCACGUAUAAAUUACUUACAUGCUAAGCUUUCCCGACCGGAUUCGUUCUCCUUUUCAAAACGCAUACGCACGAUCAGUUGCUCUUCGCGAAUCGAUCGAUCUAUCGUAUCGUAUCGUAGCUGCGAACAAAUUCAUCGACUCCGACGCACCAAGAUGACUGAUUACAAAGAAAUUUUUGAAAACAUAAAAGAUCCCAUGGUUGACACAUGGCCGUUAAUGGGCUCUCCAGGGCCAAUAAUCUGCAUCGUUUUACUAUAUUUACUUUUUGUUAUCAAAAUUGGCCCGAAAAUAAUGGAAAAUCGUCCGGCCUUCGAACUCAAAGGAUUUUUAAUAGCGUAUAACGCGUUGUUAAUUGUCUUUAAUAUAUGGUUAACAUCCUUGACUACAAAAAUCGAUCUCAGAGCUUUGAUUCGUUCGAACGGAUGCAGAUUGCGAACCCAUCAAUUGUCCAAAGACGAAUCUUUAGAAACCCCGAUCGAUGAACAGUUACAAAUUUUAUCAACGGCAGCCUGGUGGUACUUCUUCGCUAAGAUUAUCGAGCUUGUAGAUACGGUAUUCUUUAUUUUGCGAAAGAAACAGGACCAAGUGACUUUCCUUCACAUUUAUCAUCAUAGCGCCACAGCCUUGUUCGCGUGGUGUUAUUUGAAGUUACUUCCCGGUGAACAAGGUAUCAUCGUCGGGCUACUCAACUCUAUGGUUCACAUCGUUAUGUAUACGUAUUACUUGAUAUCCGCGUUGGGCCCAAAAUACAAAAAGUAUCUAUGGUGGAAGAAAUAUAUGACCUUGUUCCAACUGAUCCAAUUCGUUGUAAUGAUCGUUUAUCUUGUAUUAACGUUGGUGAUGGACUGCAGAAUGCCAAAAAUCUUAACUUACUGCUUCAUGACGCACGUGGUGAUCUUCAUGUACCUAUUCGGUAAUUUCUACAGGAAAGCCUACAUCAAGCAGAAACAAGUGUAAAAUAAUUCGCCAAGGAUAAUAAUAAACGUAGAUAGAUAAAUGUGCACGUACAUACAUGUAACGAUCUAAUUGACGAUCUAAUAUUUAAGUUACGAUCUAAUGUUUAAGUUAGGUAAAAAGUUCCGCGCGAUAUAAAUUGUGAUAAAUGAUCAAGAUUAUAAUUCUUAGGUGGAAUUUGGAAUUCGAAAUUUCUUAUGGGGAAUUAGAUUAGUUCCUUUUUGUUCGUUCGAUCGGUUAUACGCCAAUUAAGAUAAAUGAAAAACCCAGAAAAAUAUUUCUUUAUCAAUUAUUGCUGUUUACGAUCUUCUUCGAUGAAGCCUAUAGAUCUAUCUUCGCGAAUCGAUAGCGAGACAAAAUUUGUGACGGCCCACAAACAUUUAUGGUUUCACGAUAUUUUUCGCGAAAAUGAAACCGACGAUGUACAUUAAAUAAUAAUUAUACACGAACGAAGAUAAUGUCGAAUUAAUGAAGAAAAAUAAAUAAAUAUAUGCCCUAUUAUUAA